Molecule: messenger RNA, 915 nt
Organism: Plasmodium fragile
Lineage: Eukaryota; Apicomplexa; Aconoidasida; Haemosporida; Plasmodiidae
Exons: 2
Coding region: 1-915 (304 amino acids)
Source: RefSeq, a predicted model, not a curated record
AUGCAGAAAAGCCUAGGGCAAGAUAUAACAAAUGAACUGGAACAAUUUGUGAAAUAUAUGGAAGAAGAUAUUGUGGAGCUCUAUGCAUCUAGUUGUUUGGACCAGGGUUACAAAAGUUCACGAACACGCCACAUAAUUAUGGCGAAAAAAGUCGGAGAUAGACUUAUGUGCACACUCAUGACAGGAGCAUUAUUUUUCAUGAACAGGUGGAGUGCGACGUCCGGCGGCUGGGAGCAUCACAACAGCAACAACAAAGAGUUGGAGAAAUAUAUACGGUGCGCAAUAGUAAAUAUAUUCAUGUACAUAUUGCUGGCAUCUAAAUGCACAAGUCAAAUUGGCAUAAAUCAUGCAUGGUACAGUGUGCAACAGAUGGAGAAGGAUAUGCCUGGAUUAAUUAAAGAGGGCAAGUGCCGCCAGGGCGUGUUUACAGAUAUACAAAUCAAUGACUUCCGCAUGGAGACAAUGAUUCAGAACUGGUUAAAGAACAAACAGAGCUUGACUGACAAAUUUGCAAGUCCCGCAAUACAAAGCACAUGUAGGAAACCAUUAGGGGCACGCGUAGGCGGCACAAUCGAUGCACAUACCAUGGAUGACCACACAGCCCUGAGCCCAGAGGAGAAGGACGCUAUAAAGACACUAAGCCAAGAACUGAAGACCAUAGUUCAGGAGGUAAAGACGGGGGUAAUGCAAUGCGCGGAGGACAAUGAAGCAUGCAUGAAGUCUAUCCAAGACGUCUCAGGUAGCAAUCCUGAUGAUGAAGACAGUGAGGCCAGAGUACCGAAUCCUGUCAAAGACGGUACACCAGCACAAACCGUAGCGGGAGCCCAGAUGUGCGGCGGCGACGGAUGCAGCGCUAGCGCCAGCGGCGACAACCAUGAGUGGACAGUGCACUGUACGAAGUUAUGGAACACAUAG